AACUACUUCACGUCGAAGUGGUCGGAUGACGGAAGUUUCUUUGUUAUAACAAUAACCCCCUAAGGCUCCCUAGAGAGUCAGACCAAUCUCCACUCUACCCAACAUCAAAACAACAAAAUACAAUCACCACCAUGCCUGUUCGAAUUCCCGCUGCACGAGGCUCUGAGACUGCCAUCUUUGGCAUGGCCGGCCUUGCGAGCUUCGCUCCAUUCUACAUGAUGCUUCCUGGCGCUGAGGAACGUAUCGCCUCACAGACCGCGAGAUGGGCCCCUCGCUGGGAGCGAAACAUCUCCCGUGUCGCCGCCCCCGCUGAGCGCUUCGCCCAGCGAGCCGAGCCCCGCGUUGCACGCACUGUCAAGAGGAUCGAGAGCCGAGUGCCUCUCGAGAAGAUGGCACAGAACGUCGACCGACGCAUCAAGAGGGGCAUCGACCGCAUGGGCAAGCAUGAAUGAUUGAAAUAGUCUUACAUAAAGACAUGUACUCUUACGAUUAUGACGGAAAUGGAAUUAGGAAUGUCAUCUUUCACGGAACAGGACAACUGAGUAAAUGAUACCAAUCAUUGAUGGAUGAUGCACGCCAUCAGAUAUAUCACUUGGUAGACCUAGUCUAGGUCUUGCGGCUGGUUGGUCAAGUCGCGUGGUUCGAGUCAUGCAUCGAUCCACCUUUAGAUAGCUUAACACGAAUGAGUUAUCAAAGUCAAGAUAUCCUAAUAGAUUCUUCAGUUUGUGUUUGUGAUAAUGAUACCGCAGUCGUAUCCUAAACAGCCGCCAUGCCCUGUAGGACUGCAUAAAACCCAAUAUCAGUCAUCUAAUAUCUGACUUCACGUUGCGCUUGCCAAACCGAGCGCAGACAUGCAACUAUGUAAUUAAACUGU
This is a messenger RNA of Xylaria bambusicola, 874 nucleotides long. RefSeq lists its product as uncharacterized. The record is from RefSeq and is a predicted model, not a curated record. Bases 132 to 452 code for a protein of 106 amino acids. NCBI's taxonomy places the organism in Eukaryota, Fungi, Ascomycota, Sordariomycetes, Xylariales, Xylariaceae. The transcript has 2 exons.